This is a messenger RNA of Lachancea thermotolerans CBS 6340, 933 nucleotides long. RefSeq names its product 21S rRNA (uridine2791-2'-O) methyltransferase (gene MRM2). The transcript has a single exon. The record is from RefSeq and is a predicted model, not a curated record. Lineage: Eukaryota; Fungi; Ascomycota; Saccharomycetes; Saccharomycetales; Saccharomycetaceae. Gene Ontology annotation, cellular component: mitochondrion. Gene Ontology annotation, molecular function: rRNA (uridine-2'-O-ribose)-methyltransferase activity. Gene Ontology annotation, biological process: RNA methylation. The coding region runs from base 1 to 933 and encodes 310 amino acids.
AUGACAUCCCCAAUGUUGUGUGCAUUGCCUAAGUUUUUAUGCCAAGGCCAGUGUCUUCGUUGGCGCGUUGCGGUCCGCUUCAACUCGUCUGCUAAGAGCCGAUGGCUAGAUCGUCAGAAAGGCGAUUCCUUCACACGGGAAGCUAAAGUGCAGGGUCUGAGGUCAAGGGCUGCUUUCAAGUUGAUGCACCUGGAUGAUAAGUAUCAUUUGUUUCGCAAGGGCUCCAGUCAAAAGGUCCUUGACUUGGGUUACGCCCCAGGAGCGUGGUCACAGGUAGCGCUUGAUAGAACAGGCCCUAACGGUGUCAUUCUAGGAGUCGAUAUCUUGCCAUGCGCCCCUCCCCGAGGUGUAAGCGCUAUUCAAGGGAACAUCCUUUCCAAAAAGACCCAUGAGCUUAUUAGACUCUUUUUCUCGAAGCACUUUCAACUUUACCAGGAGGACCAGUUGCACAAAGACAAUGGCUAUUUUCAGCACAUGCUCGAACAAGAGCUAGAAGGCCUUAUCCCGGAUGGCAGCAAAACAGGUUUGCAAAUUGACCGCUCAAAAGUUGAGAAAACACCUAUUGACGUUAUCGUCAGUGACAUGUAUGAACCUUGGCCUCAGACAACGGGCUUCUGGAACAACAUUACUAAUUCUGCAUAUGAUAGGAUGGCCAAUACCACCGGUGUUGCCAUAAAGGAUCACUAUAUGUCGAUGGAUCUUUGCGAUGCAGCAUUGGUCACAGCCAUCGAUUUGAUGAAACCUGGUGGCUCAUUUGUCUGCAAGCUUUACACUGGGAAGGAAGACAAACUCUUAGAGAGUCGCCUGAAGAAAGCCUUUGAAAAUGUACACAGGUUUAAACCAAGUGCCUCUAGAAACGAAUCUAAAGAAUUGUAUUUUAUCGGGCUAAAGAAAAAGCACAAAGUAGAUAAGUUGAAGGUGUUUUCGGAAUAA